GCUGCACAGCCUGGUCAGGGGGCUCCCAGGGAGAGCUGGCUGGAGAGGGAGGCCGAUCUGCCCCCAGCGCGCGCGCGUCUCGGCGCCAGGAGCCGUCCCGGGGCGUGUUGGCGAGCACUGAUAUAGAUAUAAGGACAUUUCUCUCCAUGGCGUCACGUGACAUAAUUACCACCAGAAUCAAUCAAGAUGAAUUGCACGUCAGCGCCCGGUGGGGAUUUUUGCUUAGUUGAUCCUGGCCCAAGCCUCUUGUGCAAUCGAUGGCUCAGGUUGGCGGCGCGGGGAGCGGCCCAGGGCUCGCCGGCGCGCACGCCGCGGAGCCAUGAACGACUUUGACGAGUGCGGCCCGAGCGCAGCCAGCAUGUACCUGCCCGGCUGCGCCUACUAUGUGGCCCCGUCGGACUUCGCCAGCAAGCCGUCGUUCCUGUCGCAACCGUCGUCCUGCCAGAUGACUUUCCCCUACUCUUCCAACCUGGCGCCGCACGUCCAACCCGUGCGCGAAGUGGCCUUCCGCGACUACGGCCUGGAGCGCGCCAAGUGGCCAUACCGCGGCGGCGGCGGCAGCGGCGGCGCAGGGGGAGGCGGCGGCGGGGGCGGCCCCGGCGGGGGCGGCGGUGGCGGCGCCGGGGGCUACGCUCCCUACUACGCGGCGGCUGCUGCGGCGGCGGCGGCGGCGGCUGCGGCCGAGGAGGCGGCCAUGCAGCGCGAGCUGCUCCCGCCCGCGGGCCGCCGGCCGGACGUGCUCUUCAAGGCGCCCGAGCCGGUGUGCGCCGCGCCCGGGCCGCCACACGGCCCGGCGGGCGCCGCCUCCAACUUCUAUAGCGCCGUGGGCCGCAACGGCAUCCUGCCUCAGGGCUUCGACCAGUUCUACGAGGCUGCGCCCGGGCCCCCGUUCGCCGGGCCGCAGCCCCCUCCGCCGCCCGCGCCGCCGCAGCCCGAGGGCGCCGCCGACAAGAGCGACCCCAAGACGGCGGCCAGUGGCGGCGGGGGAAGUCCCUGUGCCAAGACGACCCCCGGCUCGGAGCCCAAGGGGGCGGCGGAAGGCGGCGACGGCGAGGUGCCCCCGGGGGAGGCGGGGGCUGAGAAGAGCGGAGGCACAGUGGCCCCCCAGCGGUCUCGGAAAAAGCGCUGUCCCUACACCAAGUACCAGAUCCGCGAACUGGAACGCGAGUUUUUCUUUAACGUGUACAUAAACAAAGAGAAAAGACUCCAACUCUCUCGGAUGCUCAACCUUACUGACCGGCAAGUCAAAAUCUGGUUCCAGAAUCGCAGGAUGAAAGAAAAGAAACUGAACAGAGACCGUCUGCAGUAUUUCACUGGAAACCCCUUAUUUUGAGAGCUCCAGGCGCACCCCUCUCCCCUGAACCCCACGCACCCACUCUCCUCCCCACCAGCCUGCCCUGAGCAGGCCCAAUGUCCUUGGGUUUAAUGACGCCUCUUCUCUGUGGAACUCCACGAUGCCUUCCCACGGUCAACUCGGGACCUCCCAGCGACCACUGCAGCCUGCGGACGAGGUCGGGGACUUGGCCGAACGGAUCCUAAUAAGGGGAAAAUGGUAAAUGCAAACGUCCCUUUACAAUUUUACCGCCAAUGUGCUGUUGUUCUUCCCUCUCUCUGAGCUCCCGUGGGGACGCUGUGGGAUCUGUAGAGAGUUAGGCCGAGGGGCUGGAAGGCACUUGUUUUUGUUCUGAGUUUAAGGGACUGCAUCUUUUCCCCUUGGUGAAUGCAGAUUAUUUAAACUCUGGGAAAUGUACCUUUGGUCUAUCGUAUCAAGGCAUGAGUCACUGUCUUUUGUGUGAAUAAAUGGUUUCUAGUAAAAUGAAGGUUAUAGCUUCAAUACACUGUAUGAAUUUUCCUCUUUGAAGAAGUUUAGUGCCUGAUUAGGAUAUUUUUGUGGCCAGAACCUUCUCCCCCAAGCAACUGAAAAUCAAAUGAAAAGCUUUAUAAUCCCGCUAAGAUAAGACUUGUUCUCUCCUAUCCCUUCUAAGCUACACUGGCAUUAAAAAUCACUUUAGGGAUGACUUUCUGAAUUGAAGAUGUGACCCAGCCAUGCUGGUGCUGCCUUAUCCAGGCAAUGAGGCUGGGACAGCAGGACCUAAGAAACAAGUCUUCUUGCCCACCUCACCCUAUCCUACACCCAGGGUCAUAAACUUGGAAUUCCUUUUGAAAAAAAAAAAAGAAAAGAAAAAAAAACUGGGUAGGAGAUCCAAAUUCACUCUUAAUAAGAUGUCAAGGAGUUAGGGUCCCUUAAAAGAAGAAAUAAAAACUAGAACCUUUCAUUGAAA
Capra hircus (goat) is the source of this 2282-nucleotide messenger RNA. RefSeq names its product homeobox D11 (gene HOXD11). NCBI's taxonomy places the organism in Eukaryota, Metazoa, Chordata, Mammalia, Artiodactyla, Bovidae. The coding region runs from base 320 to 1333 and encodes 337 amino acids. Gene Ontology annotation, biological process: regulation of transcription by RNA polymerase II; anatomical structure development. Gene Ontology annotation, cellular component: nucleus. Gene Ontology annotation, molecular function: RNA polymerase II cis-regulatory region sequence-specific DNA binding; DNA-binding transcription factor activity, RNA polymerase II-specific. The transcript is spliced from 2 exons. The record is from RefSeq and is a predicted model, not a curated record.